GGUCCCAUUUGGGAUACACUAGGAUUAUUUAUUGUUACUGUGCUCCCCUCCUCACAGGUGGACCUAAGGAGGACUUUCACAUUCCGUAAUUCCAAACAGAGUUACCAUGGCAUCCCCAUCAUCGCUGCCAACAUGGACACCACGGGUACCUUUGAGAUGGCACAGGUCCUCAGCAAGCAAACUCUCUUCACCGCCAUGCAGAAGCACUACACUGUGGAGGAGUGGAAGGUUUUUGCAGCCAAGUUUCCAGAAUGUUUGGAGCACGUAGCGGUCAGUUCAGGCAGCGGUCAAGCCGACCUGGAGAAGCUGUGCAGCGUCCUGGAGGCCGUCUCUGACAUCAGAUUUGUCUGUCUAGACGUUGCCAACGGCUACUCUGAACACUUUGUGGAGUUUGUCAAAACCGUCAGGGGGAGGUUUCCCCAACACACUAUCAUGGCUGGCAACGUGGUGACAGGAGAGAUGGUGGAGGAGCUGAUCCUGGCAGGAGCUGACAUCAUUAAAGUGGGUAUUGGGCCAGGUUCUGUGUGUACGACGCGCAUUAAGACGGGAGUGGGAUACCCCCAGCUCAGUGCUGUCAUAGAGUGUGCAGACUCCGCCCACGGCCUGAAGGCUCACAUCAUCUCAGAUGGCGGAUGCAGCUGUCCUGGUGAUGUGGCUAAGGCAUUUGGCGCUGGAGCUGAUUUUGUGAUGCUGGGGGGCAUGCUGGCUGGCCACGACCAGUGUGCCGGGGAGGUCAUUGAGAAGAAUGGCAGAAAGGUCCAGCUGUUCUAUGGGAUGAGCUCUGACACGGCCAUGAAGAAACACGUAGGGGGAGUGGCAGAGUACAGAGCAUCAGAGGGCAGGACUGUGGAGGUACCGUACAGGGGGGAUGUAGAGGCCACCAUCAGGGACAUUCUGGGUGGUCUGCGCUCCACCUGCACCUACGUAGGAGCUGCCAAACUGAAGGAGCUCAGUCGCAGGACCACCUUUAUCAGAGUCACACAGCAGGCCAGCCACAUGUUCACAUAGUAGUAAAUAGACGGACGGACAACAUGAACUUUCUUGUUUCAAUUGUGCUGAUUUAACUUCAAAUGUAAAAGUGUGAAUCUACAACAAUAUUUAUGUGAAUGCAUGCAUUUUUUGUUUGUUGCCUGUACACAAUAAAUAGAAAGAGGAGAAACAGAAUGAAAUACCAACCUGGACUCAGGGGUAGACGUAAUAUAGUAAACUUAUAUCCGUGACACUCCAAAUAGUAUGAUAUGUAACGUUUGGCAUGCUAUUCAUUUGUGGAUGUCCAUCUUCCAUUUCGUAC
This is a messenger RNA of Oncorhynchus gorbuscha (pink salmon), 1291 nucleotides long. Its product is annotated as GMP reductase 1-like. Gene Ontology annotation, biological process: nucleotide metabolic process. Gene Ontology annotation, molecular function: GMP reductase activity. The record is from RefSeq and is a predicted model, not a curated record. NCBI's taxonomy places the organism in Eukaryota, Metazoa, Chordata, Actinopteri, Salmoniformes, Salmonidae. The transcript has 8 exons. The annotation marks the transcript as partial. Gene Ontology annotation, cellular component: GMP reductase complex.